AUGAGUCGAGAAGGUAGCUCGAAAGAACUAUCGGCCACCACUCACGGCUCGGAUGUGCUCACAGAUGGACUGAAACGACGUGGUGGGACAAACAACAGAGCCGUCGCAUUCAAGGUCUCCCACGUUCUUGUCUCAAUCUUUUUUGGCUGGCUAUUAAGUAGCUUCGUACAUGCUACCGGUCUUUUCCUCUUCACGAAAGGUUUCCUAUUGACACGACUUGUCCUCGAUAACCGUUCGUCCUGCGAAGUACUACCCAAUGGUCUACCGUCUCGAGAUAUCUCCGAAGGGUGCUGGCACCCGAGAACUUUCAAAAGAGCUGUUGUAAUUAUAGUUGAUGCUUUACGCUACGAUUUUACUGUACCAUUCCUUCCCAUUGAGCACCACACAGCCUCGAAAUACUACCACGACAAUCUGCCAUUUCUGUACGCUACUGCUCUCCAAAACCCCGAAAAAGCCUUUCUCCUUCCCUUUAUUGCAGAUCCUCCCACGAGUACUCUUCAGCGAUUAGGAGGCCUCACAGCUGGUAAUCUGCCUACAUUCAUCGAUAUUGGCUCCAAUUUCGCUGGUCAAGCCACUGAAGAAGACAAUCUGCUUGUGCAGCUCAAAGAUCAAGGCAAAAAGAUAGUUCACUUAGGUGACGACACGUGGCACGCACUAUUCCCGGGAUACUUUGAUUCAAAUCUUACCCACGCUUACGACUCGUUUAAUGUUUGGGACCUACAUACAGUUGACAAUGGAGUUAUCGAGCACAUCUUUCCUCUACUUGAGAACCAGAAAUCUUUGGGAUGGGAUAUUGUUUUUGGACAUUUUCUAGGAGUAGAUCAUGCUGGCCAUCGAUAUGGUCCUGAUCACCCUGCAAUGGGCGAGAAGUUACGUCAGAUGGACAAUGUGCUUCAGCGCAUAGCCCAAAGUAUAGACGACGAAACAGUGCUGGUCGUUAUGGGAGAUCACGGCAUGGACCCUAAGGGUGAUCAUGGUGGAGAGUCUGACGAAGAAGUUGAGGCUGCGCUAUGGGUCUACUCGAACAGGCCUCGCUUUGGUCGACUGCUGAAAGAUCAUGUUCAGCCGCCGUCAAAUGCAAAAGUUCGACCUGUAGAACAAAUUGAUUUUGUGUCUACACUUUCUCUCCUACUAGGACUACCUGUGCCUUUCAACAACCUUGGCUCGCCCAUUCCAGAAGCGUUUUUACGGCAUACGCCAGCAACAGGGCAAGAUCAGGAGAAUUUAGCCAAGGUCAAUUCUUUAGUCUUCCAACAGAUGCAACGAUAUCAAUCCAGAUAUGCUGAAUCACGGGAAUUCUCCGAAAGCUCUUCAACCAAGUCUCUACGUGAUCAAUUUAUGUCGAUCACGUCUUUCGACGCGCGCCUCAAUGAAGUCUUCUCGCAGUGGCACUCUCAAACAGUUGCUAUGUACCGACAAUUGUGGGCGAAUUUUGACCUUCAAGACAUGGCUGUUGGGCUUGGUGUGCUCGUACUCGGCUUGGUGGUUCUUCUGCUUUCUUCUGGAGCGUCACCAAGAAACAACGAAGAUCAAUUGCUUAGGACACUAAAAGGUAUAGCUGUUGGUUCAUUCGCUGGGUCUGUGUUGGCCAUACCUGGACUGAUCAGUGAUUUCACUCUGGCACAGGCCACCUCAGUCGCAGGGCCGCUAUGUCUUGCAACUGUAGGAAGCGUGUUGGGCGCUCUUAUCGCCAUAUUUUCAGCUGUCCCGAGUCUUGGAUUCCCGUCACGAACAUCGAUAUGGACGUGGCUGGGCCUUCUCUUUACCUUGUCUCAAGCGGCCGGGUUUGCUUCCAAUUCUUACACAAUACACGAGGAUACUAUCUUGACCUUCUUGCUCGGCACGUUUGGCGCGAUCACCUUGCUCUCAUCGCUACGCCAGACAGUUGAGUCCGAUAGAGUCCUUGGAACAUAUCACUCGGUCCUAUUUCUGAUUCUGACGAGAGCUGCCUCGUACUCUCGCUUGUGCCGAGAAGAGCAAAUGCCAGGCUGCCGUUCUACCUUCUACGCUUCUCAAACAUCGUCCACAUCAGCAACAUGGCAGCUUUUGAUCCCAUGUCUAUCAGCGAUUGUGCUUCCUGAGAUUGUAAAAGCUUUCUACAAAGGCACAGCUUCCUAUGUCGGCACAGCGAACUUCUGGAUUGGCUUUUGCUUCCGUACUGGUCUAUCACUAGUCGCAAUGUAUUGGACGGUCGACUCAGCAGACAACGGAGAAUGGUUUGCUGAACAAUUUUCAUCCUCAACCCUGAAGACGAUCAGUAUUACCAUUGCUCGUUGUGUAUUCGCUAUAGCUGUUCCUAUUGGAUUCAGCACGUUCAUUUGGGCCAAGCCAUGUGUCGACAUUAGUGUUCUCAACCUGCCCUCUUCUUCAGCAGUUGGUGACUCAAAGCCACAUGUCACCAUUCUCGGCUAUGCCAAUGCCUUUGGCAGUCGAUACUUCCUCCUGAUACCUGUUUUUGUGCUCUCCAUCGUUGUGCUUCUGCCUCCCAUGGGUCAAUAUUCAUUGGCACUCUGUGCUUGGCAGAUUCUCUGCUUACUCGAGAUUCUGGACACGAACGGUCUAAUCAUUAACGCUGUUGCCCAACCAUUUAUUGGACCAGUUGUUCUGGCAAUGCUCGGCUCAUAUCAUUUCUUCAAGACUGGUCAUCAAGCUGUGCUCAGCUCAAUACAGUGGAAUGCAGCUUUCGUUCCGCUACGAACUAUACGAUAUCCAUGGUCACCCAUCUUGAUCAUUCUGAACAACUUUGGGCCUCAAAUCAUGUGCGCCGCCGCGGUACCGCUUACUGUGUUAUGGAAGAGACCAAUCUCCAAGGAAGGACUCAGAGGUUUCUGGAGCGAUAUCAUGCGAUCUUGCGUGGCACAUCUGCUGUACUAUGCAACGAUUCAGGUAGCUACGACGAUGUGGGCAGGUCAUCUAAGAAGACAUCUGAUGCUGUAUCGUGUUUUCAUGCCGCGAUUUCUGAUGGCUAGUGGCGUCUUACUGAUAGUCGACUUGGUCUUGAUCAUUUUCGCACUAGGAGGAACUCGUGUCACUGGGUCAAGUGUUGCCGAAAUAUUCGGCUAUUGA
Lithohypha guttulata is the source of this 3066-nucleotide messenger RNA. RefSeq names its product mannose-ethanolamine phosphotransferase gpi13 (gene GPI13). The coding region runs from base 1 to 3066 and encodes 1021 amino acids. Gene Ontology annotation, biological process: GPI anchor biosynthetic process. Gene Ontology annotation, molecular function: mannose-ethanolamine phosphotransferase activity. Lineage: Eukaryota; Fungi; Ascomycota; Eurotiomycetes; Chaetothyriales; Trichomeriaceae. The record is from RefSeq and is a predicted model, not a curated record. The transcript is spliced from 2 exons. Gene Ontology annotation, cellular component: endoplasmic reticulum membrane.